GUCUUCUCCAUCGUCCGUGCGCUCUUGGUGGACCCCGACGUGCUCUGCGCCUUUCGGCCCUUGUCACUGGUACCCUUGGACGUGAAGCCACGCAUGGCGCUGCUGCUGCGGCUCUGGCAGCGUGGUGGCUUGGAGCAGAUCGCCCAGUUGCUGGACGUGCCGAAUGAGAAGGACGUGCAGGUGUAUCGUCCUCGUGCACGGACUUUGGUCCUGGGGAACUGCCAAGAGGACUUGACCACCACAGCUGAUGAUGAUGUACAUAUCGAUUUGGAUGAUCACCUCUGGCGAGAGGAGGAUGAGUUUGAGCAUGAGCUG
Messenger RNA from Durusdinium trenchii, 315 nucleotides. The record is from the annotation of a GenBank genome assembly. NCBI's taxonomy places the organism in Eukaryota, Dinophyceae, Suessiales, Symbiodiniaceae.